AUGUCAUCAUCAUAUGGUAUAGGUGCAGGUAUCCUUGGUAAAGGUAUCCCAAGUAGGGGAACCACUUUCAAAAGGGGUGCCUAUAGAGGCAUGAAUAGGGGUAGGGGCAGAGCCCGAGGGGGAGGUAAAGACUACUUUCCUUCAUCACAAAGUACUAUGACACAUCCUAAUUUGUCAUGCUCCAAGUUUUACAUCCCUACACAUGAGUCCUUGGUUUCAUCGACGCAUGCAUAUCAGGUUAGCCCAUCACUCCAUCCAACAAAUGGUGGAGAUUCUUCAGCUACAGCUCCCACACAUACACUUGGACUAGAGCUUCCACGAUGGGGGAGCAUAGAUGUUGAUGGGAAGAUGUGGAUACUUCCGGAAUCGGGAGGAAAAGCGUUUGACCCUGCAUCUGCGAUGCAUGACAUAGCCUCAAUAAUAUUGCAUAACUAUAGUGGAGCCUGGAAAACAUAUUCGCAAGUUCCUGAGGAUGUGAAGAAGGAAUGGUAUCGACAGUUUCAGGAAAAACAUAAAUGUCUGCCACAAGAUGAAGAUCAAAUGAGGAAGAGUUUUCACGAAAAAGCUUCAAAUUUAUUGACAUGUGACAUGCACAGGCUCCGAAACGACCUUGGGAAACAGGAUUGGAUUGACAGAAAAAAUUCAGCACAAUUGCAUGAGAAAUGGGACUUUCCAAAUUGGCAGAUGAAGACCCAGAGGAACAAGGAUAAUAGAGCAUGUUAUGAUGGACCUACGCAUAUGGGAGGAUCUAUUCCAAAAAUCGAGUACGAGAAGAGAAGGAGGGAAGACCUUGAAUCAGAUCCAAAAUCAUUAUGCUGGGAAAAAAAUAAGAGGACUCAAACAUUUAAAUCAGACUGCUCAUCAUGGAUUUCAACAAAUGCAAGGGCAAAUGUUGAAGAGUUCAUGAAGCAGAAAAGUGAUCAGGACAAUGCUAUAGAGAAUGGGGAAGACUUGGUCACCCGCCAAUCUGAUAACCAAUUCUAUGUGCAAGCUGCGGGUGGUAUGAAUAGGAAAGGUCGCAUUAACAAUUUGGGAUCAGAGGCAGGGAGAUACAAGGCCUCAAAGAUUUCUACCAACUCAUGUGAAGGAGUGUCAGCAUCUGAGUAUGAUCGUAUAAGAGAGCUGAUCACCAAUUUAGUCACCAAGAAUGAGCAACUCACUAUGGAACAACAAGAGACCAGAAAGUGUAUACAAACCUAUAAUGACCGGAUGCAUACUCAAGAGCAAGAGAUGAUUAUUAUGAAAGAGCAAUUAGCGCAAUUGAUGGCUCAAGUAGUAGCGGGCAUGCAUACCCCUACUUGCUCCUCUAGUGUUAAGCCUACACCUAAACUUGAGGAACAAAUCAAGAAUUGUGAUGAUGUUGAUAAUCAUGAUGAAUGUGAAUACCUAGCUGAGGAUAGUCAAUAG
This is a messenger RNA of Gastrolobium bilobum, 1407 nucleotides long. RefSeq lists its product as uncharacterized. The record is from RefSeq and is a predicted model, not a curated record. NCBI's taxonomy places the organism in Eukaryota, Viridiplantae, Streptophyta, Magnoliopsida, Fabales, Fabaceae. The transcript has 6 exons. Bases 1 to 1407 code for a protein of 468 amino acids.